Penicillium samsonianum is the source of this 1398-nucleotide messenger RNA. It is a transcript of the gene fgaAT, whose product is annotated as fumigaclavine B O-acetyltransferase easN. Bases 1 to 1398 code for a protein of 465 amino acids. The record is from RefSeq and is a predicted model, not a curated record. The transcript has a single exon. Lineage: Eukaryota; Fungi; Ascomycota; Eurotiomycetes; Eurotiales; Aspergillaceae.
AUGAAGCAACAACCAGUUUUCAAAUCCUUCCGUUUGAGUCCCGUGGACCAUACCCUGCCCAAAGUCUACAUUUUCAAGACCUUGUAUUUCCGCCCAGUGGAUAACAUAAACAGUCUUGCGCGCCUCCGAGAUGGUAUAGACCGUCUGGUAUCAUGUCUGGCUUUUCUCUCUGGAGAAGUUGCACCAUGUGCGGAUCUCCCCGAUAAAAUUGGGGUCCUUCAAGUGCAGAUGCCUGGUCUCUCUCUCCAAGACAUUCCCAUGCUCUUGGUCAAGUCCUUUCCCAACAAUUCAUGGACAGGGGGAUCGAACAAUUAUCCUUCACUUGAGCAAUCAUAUCAUCCGCUCCCGGGUUUCAUUCCACCAUCGAAGCCCAGACCUGUGCUACGCUUCCAGGCCAAUCUCCUGGCUGAGGGACUCGUGCUAUGCAUGGGUUACAACCAUUCUGUUUUUGAUGGCACAGGCGCCGGUUAUAUCCUUGAAAUGCUAGCCGAUUGCUGCCGUGCCGAGCCUGCUUGCAUGGUUUCUCUUCCCACCACUAGUGAGGUCGAGUCAAAACUACGCGUGAUGCUGUCCGAUGCUGCAGUAGCACUUGCGGAUCAUUCUCAGGCAGAAAUUCCCAGUCACUGCGUGCACACGGAUAUAGAACCCGAACCCUUCCAGGCUAUGCUCUGCAAUCAGUCGUUCCUACUGUCUUCCGAGAGAAUCGAUUGUAUGAGAGACGCAUGCAACGGCCUUUUACCACAUCUUGUACAAACAUACAGAUGCCUUCAUGAGUUAGUUGUCCAUCCGGACGCGAACUGGCCAAAAUUCCUCUCUAGCAAUGAUGUCCUGACCGCGUUGCUCGCGGUAAGUGUCGAGAAAGCCAGGACAGCAGCAGGAGCCCAGGGGCAAAGGAGCAAUAGCCUUGCAAUGGCGGUGGAUUUUCGAGGACGAUUGAAGGGCAUGCCGGCGCAUUACCUUGGACACCUGGUGACCACUGUAUGGGCAUCUCAUAAUCGACCAAGUGAAAAUAACCCGGAUACGAUGGCUCCAACAGCUCCAACAUUUAAUCUACCAGACAUCGACCAGGAUGAUCUCCUUUGGAUCGCCCAUGUUGCUUUCCGUGUCCGGCUUGGGCUGAAUGCUAUCAGUGACGAGUAUAUACGUGGAUUGGUCCACUACCAGUACAGUCAGGGUGAUUGGGGCCAAAUUGGUAUUCACUUUACCGACCCUAUUUUCAUCAGCAGCUGGCGGCAUCUGAAAGUUUAUGAGCUGGACUUUGGUCUAAAUAUUGGGCAGAUCGAGAACUUUGAAAUGGACGUCGGCAGCUCGGAUGGCGUAUGUAUUGUUAUGCCAGCUCAUCAUAAAAGAGCUAGCGGAAAGACCAAAAAGGCUCCAUGGGACAUUCGUUUUAUUUGA